AUGAUUGCCCGUGCUUUCUCGCCGAUGAACAAGGCCGGCCGCAUGAUGCGCGUGGCUGGUCAGCGGGUGCGCUUCAACUCGAACCUGCCGAUCCCACCCAAGAUUGCCACGCCAAAGAGUGUGCAGGGUGAGAACGCGGCCAACACAGAAGCUGUGGUCAACUUCUACAAGGCCUUGCCAAAGGGCUCCGAGCCCGAGAGGCGCGCUACAGGCAUCAAGGCCAAGUACUUUGACGGAAAGAACGCCAGUGGCAAGCCACUUUUGUGGGUGAUUGGUGGUCUGAUGCUCUUUGGCUACACGCUGGAAUACAACGGUCACCUCAGUACGUUGGCUCGAUGCGCACGCGGAUUGACUAACAUCGCACACAGAGCACCACAAGAAUGCGCACCACUAAGUGUAUUUGUGCUGGGCUUCUUUAUUCUUACAUAUGCUGUGCAUAGCUGA
Messenger RNA from Malassezia globosa CBS 7966, 444 nucleotides. RefSeq lists its product as uncharacterized. NCBI's taxonomy places the organism in Eukaryota, Fungi, Basidiomycota, Malasseziomycetes, Malasseziales, Malasseziaceae. The transcript has a single exon. The record is from RefSeq and is a predicted model, not a curated record. Gene Ontology annotation, molecular function: proton-transporting ATP synthase activity, rotational mechanism. Gene Ontology annotation, biological process: proton motive force-driven ATP synthesis. Bases 1 to 444 code for a protein of 147 amino acids.